Molecule: messenger RNA, 244 nt
Organism: Thamnophis sirtalis
Lineage: Eukaryota; Metazoa; Chordata; Lepidosauria; Squamata; Natricidae
Source: RefSeq, a predicted model, not a curated record
AGAGCUGCCCUUUAAGAAAGGAGACACUAUCUAUAUCCUCAGGAAAGUGGAUCAAAACUGGUAUGAGGGCGAACAUUACGGAAGAGUUGGGAUUUUUCCUAUUUCUUACGUUGAGAAAUUUAUUCCCCCAGAAAAAGCACAGCCAGCAAGACCACCACCCCCAGCACAUGUGGCCGAGAUUGGAGAAGCUAUUGCAAAAUAUAAUUUCAAUGCAGAUACAAAUGUGGAACUUUCAUUGAGAAAG